AUGCCGCCAGUAACGCGCACGUCUACGAGGUCGGCCUUCCCUGGCGUGAGACACACGCUGACCAAGCCCCUGACCCUCCUCCGUUUGCUGCAGCUGCUGGCCACCUGCGCGUCCUUCUCCCUGGUGGCCAGCGUGGGUGCCUACUCGGGACCCAUGGGCUACUGGGCCAUGUUCACGUGGUGCUUCUGCUUCGCUGUAACCCUCAUCAUCAUCGCAGUGGAACUCUGCGAGUUCGAGCACCUCUUCCCCCUCUCCUGGACCAGCUUUCCCAUCACCUACGCCUGCUACGCAGCCCUCUUCUGCCUGUCCACCUCCAUCAUCUACCCCACCACCUACGUCCAGCACCUGUCCCGCGGCCAAGUCCGGGACCAGGCCAUUGCCGCCUGCGUCUGCUCCAUCGUGGCCUUCCUGGCCUACGCCUACGAGGUGUCCUGGACCCGGGCCCGGCCGGGCGAGGUCACGGUCUACAUGGCCACCGUGUCAGGCCUGCUCAAGGUGGUGGAGACCUUCGUGGCCUGCGUCAUCUUCGCCUUCCUCAGCGAGACCACGCUCUACACCCGACACGCGACCCUGGAGUGGUGCGUGGCCGUCUACGCCAUGUGCUUCAUCCUGUCAGCCGUGGCCAUCAUCUUGAACCUCUGCGAUUGCACCAACGAGCUGCCCAUCCCCUUCCCCAGCUUCCUCUCCGCCCUGGCCCUGAUCUCGGUCCUCUUCUACAUCUCCGCCAUGGUCCUCUGGCCGCUCUACCAGUUCGACUCGCGCUUCGGCGGCCAAGCCCAGCGCUCCCGGGACAUCAGCUGCCGCGGCGCGGUCGGCCAGUCCAUCUGCAUCUGGGACCGCAGGAUGGCCAUCACCAUCCUCACCGCCAUCAACCUGUUGACCUACUUGACCGACCUGGUCUACUCCAGCCGCCUGAGCUUCUUCAGCUGA
Elephantulus edwardii (Cape elephant shrew) is the source of this 930-nucleotide messenger RNA. It is a transcript of the gene MYADM, whose product is annotated as myeloid-associated differentiation marker. Gene Ontology annotation, cellular component: cell-cell junction; plasma membrane. Bases 1 to 930 code for a protein of 309 amino acids. The record is from RefSeq and is a predicted model, not a curated record. The transcript has a single exon. Lineage: Eukaryota; Metazoa; Chordata; Mammalia; Macroscelidea; Macroscelididae.